AUGACGUACCUUUCUCUCCUCGCUAUGGCUGCAGCUAUUCCUGCCCUUCUGGCCUUCCCAACCGAAAGCAACCCUCUUGAAGUUCGCGAAGACCCAACACCCACACUCGGUGAUUACACAGGUCAGAAGAGUCAGUAUGAGGACGGAUCUGGCACCUACGUUAGAUCAGACGACUCGUAUACCUAUCGUCCAUCUGGAGACUACUGUUGGACAGACACUUUCUUUGUAACCAAAGAAGAUGUAGCCCAAGCCUGGACCAAAGCCGACACAGAGGUCGACUGCGCAACUACCCAGUCGUGCUCUACUUCAAGCAUCAACUCAACCAAUGCAUGCAUAACCUGGACGUUCGACAACCAUCUCGAUGUCUCAAUGACCUGGAUAAAAGAUGUCUUAAGCGUAGGAUACAGCGUAGGAUUCUCAUACUCCGACCAGAGGUGUUAUUCAUCCACGAGCAGCAACACCUGCACUUGGGACGACAAAGCUUGCCACGCUACCUGGACUAGCAAUGUUAAUUAUAAAGUCAGCGGUUAUAUCCGUCGCCGAUGCAAUUAUGUUACGGGCGCGAAAGAGCAAACUAUUUGGAGUCACGACUAUACGACUAUAGUACCAGCACUGAAGACAAGGCUCGGAUGUGGAGCGUCCUGUUCGGAUACCUCGUAUCCAGCCGAAAUCCCUCCUGUUUAA
Venustampulla echinocandica is the source of this 684-nucleotide messenger RNA. RefSeq lists its product as uncharacterized. NCBI's taxonomy places the organism in Eukaryota, Fungi, Ascomycota, Leotiomycetes, Helotiales, Pleuroascaceae. The record is from RefSeq and is a predicted model, not a curated record. The transcript has 3 exons. The coding region runs from base 1 to 684 and encodes 227 amino acids.